UGGAGAGAGAGAGGGGGAGAUCGGAGAAGUAAGGAUAGAUAGGUGGAAUUUAGGGGGGCCAAGGGAGGAUCUUUGGUCUCAAGUUAUCAUCAUUAUUAACAUUCCAAGAUCCAAUUAACAGCUUAUUCCACAACCUUCUUUCCCUUUGCUACUCAUUAACCCUUAUCUUCCCCUUCAAUCUGGGUAUGUUGGGGAAAGAUAUUGCAGAAAUUAAAUACCCAAAUUAACUUUUCAACAGCUGAUCAACUUGAUGAUUAGCUCAACUGACAGAGCAGCUUCGAUUGAAACAUAUGUCGAGAGAUUUCGUUCAAUCUUCAGCUAGCUUGUUUUCAGCAUUACAUUCAAGAUAAAAAAGGAACAAAAUGAGGUUCAAGAACAAAUCCAGGAAUCCAACCACUAUACGUUGCUAUCCAGGACGCAGAUGCUCAUUUUCAGUUCUCUUAUGGAGCCUAGUCGGUUGCCUUCUUUUGCUUAAUCUAUAUUGCUUUAUUUUCGAAAAGAAUGCACCGCAUGGGGGUGCACACUUACGUAUUAACCAGCACCAACACUUUCGUGAGCUUGAGGAGGUUGAGGAGGAUAAUAUACAGAUGCCACCACCAAGGAAGCGAUCCGCACGUGCUGCCAAACGGAAGCCUAAGCGGCCAACCACCAUGAUUGAAGAAUUUCUUGAUGAGUCUUCGCAGCUAAGGCAUGUCUUUUUUCCUGGUCAAAGAACUGCAAUAGACCCUCGUAGGAGUUCAAAUGAUACCUAUUAUUAUUACCCUGGGAGAAUGUGGUUGGAUACUGAGGGAAACCCCAUACAAGCUCAUGGGGGAGGUAUUCUACACGAUCAGAAGACAAAAAUGUAUUAUUGGUAUGGAGAGUAUAAAGAUGGGCCAACAUAUCAUGCUCACAAAAAAGGAGCAGCACGAGUUGAUGUUAUCGGUGUUGGUUGCUAUUCAUCCAAAGAUUUGUGGACGUGGAAAAAUGAAGGAAUUGUUUUGGCAGCAGAAGAACAUAACGAGACACAUGAUUUGUACAAAUUAAAUGUACUGGAGAGGCCAAAAGUAAUUUACAAUGAGAAGACAGGUAAAUAUGUAAUGUGGAUGCAUAUUGAUGAUACAAACUACACGAAAGCUUCUACUGGUGUAGCCAUUAGCGACCUCCCCACUGGUCGGUUUAAUUAUCUGUACAGUAAACGGCCCCACGGAUAUGAAAGCAGGGACAUGACACUCUUCAAAGAUGAUGAUGGUGUAGCAUAUCUCAUCUACUCCUCAGAGGACAACAGUGAGCUUCAUAUUGGUCCACUUAACGAAGAGUACAUGGAUGUGACCCAAUCCAUGAGAAGGAUUCUUGUUGGACAACACAGGGAAGCCCCUGCUUUGUUCAAACAUGAAGGAACCUAUUACAUGAUCACAUCAGGUUGCACUGGUUGGGCUCCGAACGAGGCGCUGGCUCAUGCAGCUGAAUCAAUUAUGGGGCCAUGGGAGACCAUUGGAAAUCCUUGCAUCGGAGGGAACAAAGUUUUUAGAGAAACAACUUUCUUUUCUCAGAGCACAUUUGUGCUUCCUUUGCCUGAGCUACAUGGUUCCUUUAUUUUUAUGGCAGAUAGGUGGAAUCCAGCUGACUUGAAGGAUUCAAGGUAUGUGUGGUUACCUUUAAGAGUGUCAGGGCCAGUAGACCAGCCUCUUGAGUACAAUUUUGGCUUCCCCUUAUGGUCCAGAGUGUCUGUUUAUUGGCAUAAAAGAUGGAGACUUCCUUAUAGAUGGCAGGAAAUAAAUUGAGUAGAGGAAUAGGAAAUCAUUUGUACAAUAUGUUUUUCAAUUUUUCGGUUUUCUAAUAAUUUUUCCAUAGUUGUGUUGUAGUAUUUUUUUUUUUCCCCUCUUCACCAUAAAGAUUAACCAGUUCCAUGCAGAAUAACAAUAGGUGUAAAUUUUUUAGAUCAUGAACCGUAAUAAUGUAAUUUUUGAGUUAGGAUGACUGUUCUUGAGUGAAAACAAGCUCGCCUUUCUCCUC
This is a messenger RNA of Solanum verrucosum, 1995 nucleotides long. RefSeq lists its product as uncharacterized. NCBI's taxonomy places the organism in Eukaryota, Viridiplantae, Streptophyta, Magnoliopsida, Solanales, Solanaceae. Gene Ontology annotation, biological process: carbohydrate metabolic process. Gene Ontology annotation, molecular function: hydrolase activity, hydrolyzing O-glycosyl compounds. The coding region runs from base 363 to 1763 and encodes 466 amino acids. The transcript has 3 exons. The record is from RefSeq and is a predicted model, not a curated record.